Molecule: messenger RNA, 1105 nt
Organism: Aethina tumida (small hive beetle)
Lineage: Eukaryota; Metazoa; Arthropoda; Insecta; Coleoptera; Nitidulidae
Product: endonuclease III-like protein 1
Exons: 4
Coding region: 93-977 (294 amino acids)
Biological process (GO): nucleotide-excision repair; base-excision repair; base-excision repair, AP site formation
Cellular component (GO): nucleus
Molecular function (GO): DNA-(apurinic or apyrimidinic site) endonuclease activity; oxidized pyrimidine nucleobase lesion DNA N-glycosylase activity
Source: RefSeq, a predicted model, not a curated record
GUAGAACUGGCGUCCGUCACAAAGUUUGAAAUCUCUGAAACGUUUCGAUAAAUCUGUGAAAUUAAUACAUAUACAUUUGAAUUUACGGUAAAAUGCAACCUAAUCAACCUGCAAAGAAAAAGACACGCACAGUCGUAGACAAAGAAAACAAAAACACCUCGCCCAGAAAAAUGGUAAAUAAGAUGCAACCGAACGUUGAGCAGUCCGAAGUGCCUCCGUUCGAAGGAUCCAGAAAACAAAAACCGAAGCGUGAGCACAUUAUAAUUCAACAAGAUAAUGAACCAAUCGGCAUAAAGCCCCCUUACAUGGACGAGAAUUUGUUAAAAAUAAAAAAAAUGUGCAAUUUUCCGGAACAAUUGCCAGACGAUGAAAAAUGGGAUAAAUAUGCUGACAAGGAUGAAUGUCCAGAUGUGAAGAGAUACCAGGCGCUUGUGUCGUUGAUGUUGAAAAGCCACACUAAAGAACCGGUCUUGAAAGCUGCCAUGGAGAGAUUGUUACAUCACGGAUGCACCGUGGCGAAAAUCUUGGAAACACCAAAGGAAAAGCUCGAGGAGCUCCUCAAACCGGUUAUAUUUUACAAGAUCAAAGUGGGGUACAUAAAAAACACCACGGCGGUUUUAGAUGCCCGAUUCGGUGGAAUCGUCCCUAGGAGUCUCAUGGACUUGAGUGUGCUUCAUGGUUUGGGUCCCAGUAAGCUACUAGAUUACAUGAGAACUGCUUGGUCAGCUAGCUUCGAAGUGGGUCCGCAUCUCCAUAGGAUCGCAAAUAGAAUAGGUUGGGUAAACACCACCACACCAGAGAAGACUCAGAAGGAGUUGAAGGAAUGGCUGCCCAAUGAGUUAUGGACGGAAAUUGACUUUGUCAUGACUUGUUUCGGAGAACGAAUUUGCCACACGACCAAACCCAAUUGCAGCAAAUGUUUAAAUUACGAGUUUUGUCCGCAAUUGGGAGUCGAGGAUUGUGAUGCCAAUAUCUAGACAUCCUUACUAGUUUUAUUAUCUAUUAAUCUAGAUAUUUUUUUUUGCAGUAUGCAUUUUAAUUUUAUGUUAAGUUAUGAAACACAAAUGUUGUUAAUUUACUAAACAAUAAAGGUUUAAUUUUCAAU